ACGUGGUCAGAACCCAACCCAACCCCACCCUACUGGACUAGGUCUACCCACAAUAAAAAAGAGGAAAGAGGAGACGAAAAGAGGAAGAGAGAUGGGAGGAUCAGAAUAUUUUUGCCUAAAAUAAAUAGCCUUUACAUUUAAAAUAGAAUGUUCUAAAAGGGGAAUAUAUUCGAAGAAACACUCAGAAUCAAACAGACACACAUGCUUUCACUCAUGCACGCGCAUACCCAAACACACACCAAAAUCCAUCGCUUUGUUUUGCCCAGCUUUAUGGUGGUGGUAGCCUACCAUUAGGAAUUUGGAGCGGUGAGAGGAGGGGCGUUUGUGUAUGUGUGAAGGAACAGUCGGUCUCCUCCCCUCGUCUCCCCCCGCCCUCUCGCGCCCCCCAUGCCUUUGUGUGCGCGAGGCUCUCUGUGAGCAGCGGUUCUUCAAGUGAGAUAUCGGUUCGUUUCUGAGCGCUGUUUGAGUUUGUGGGCUGUUCAAACAUAGCCUGGCUGACUGGGACUGGGGUGAACCGGUAGAAGGCACGUGAAACCUCGGAGUUUAUUCACACACGCGCGAUCAGAAGGAAAAUAACGGAGAAAUAUCGAAUAUCGGACUUUUCCCUUUCGUCUUACCCAUCUAUCAUUCUCCCUUUAUCAUUCUCUCGUCUUCUCUAUCCGUGGAGAAUCUGACCAACCUAAACAACCUGAUGUGUGUGUAUGUGUGUUUUGGGGGCGUAAAACAACUGGCAGCGCGUGAAGAUGGAUUAACGUUUGAACGGAAAACUGGAGCAGCACGCAAGACCUCGGCGAGGGGGGAGGGCAAGACGGGCCUCUGCUAACACACACAACCCGCGGGACAGAGACUCUGAUUGGACCAACACCAGGAUGAUGUCGUCACCAAAAGCCAAGACCAAGAAGAAACCUCCCAAAGACAGCAUGACACUUCUACCAUGCUUCUACUUCAUAGAGCUCCCCAUCGUCCUCUCCUCCCUUGUCUCUCUCUACUUCAUGGAGUUGACAGACCUGUUGUCCCCGGCGACCCCUGGGUUCCAUUGCUAUGACCGGGACCUGUCGUUGCCCUACCUGGAGACAGGAGAUGAACUGAUCCCUCUGCUGAUGUUACUGAGCCUGGCCUUCGCAGGACCGGCUGCCUCGAUCAUGCUGGGUGAAGGGCUGGUGUAUUGUUACCAGUCCAGAGUCAAACAGAGUAAAGCUGAUGGGUGUAACUUCAACUCCUUCCUACGGAGGACUGUUCGCUUUGUUGGUGUUCAUGUGUUUGGUCUCCUGGCAACAGCCCUAAUGACAGACAUCAUCCAGUUGGCUACUGGUUAUCCCACCCCUUUCUUCCUGACUGUCUGUCAGCCCAAUUACACGCUGCCUGGGAUAUCAUGUGACCAGAACAAUUACAUCACACAGGACAUCUGCUCUGGGAAAGAUAUGUAUGCCAUCCUGUCAGCCAGGAAAACAUUUCCGUCCCAGCAUGCAACGCUCUCUGGCUUUGCUGCUGUCUACAUCUCUAUGUAUUUGAACAGUGUGAUCAGCAGUAGUACUAAGCUGGUGAAGCCGGUGCUGGUGUUUGGAUACUGUCUGGCCGCGGGUAUAGCCGGACUGACUCAGAUCACACAACACCGCUGCCAUCCCAGAGAUGUCUAUGUUGGCUACGCCAUAGGAGCUGGCAUAGGAGUCUACCUGUCUCUGUAUGCAGUAGGUAACUUCAGGUCAUCCGAGGAGGACUGCCUCCCCCAGCCUGUUCGGAGGGCUGCGUCCCCCCCCCAGCAGCAGAGGGAGGUGGUGGUGAGGGGAAGAGCCCAGAGAGGUCAUGCUUCUCAGCACGGCUCUCUGUACCGCAGCAAGACACCCAGACCAUCAGACAGCAGGGAGGAACUGGGCACUGGGCGCUGCAAGGUUCGUAGGGAGAAGGCCAGCGUAGCAUCUCUGAAGAGGGCCAGUGCUGACGUGGAGCUCCUGGCACCCCGCGGCCCCAUGGGAAAGGAAACCAUGGUAACAUUCAGCAAUACCUUACCCCGCGUCGCCAAUGGCAGCAGCAGCACCUCGCCCCCCGGAGACGACCCCUCCAACCAGCGUCACAUGACCUUCCACCUGUCCUUCGACCCCCGCAGGUCACAACCAAGGCUGCGACCACCACUGGUGCAGGAGUGGAGACAGCAGCGCUCUACGGAGAGACGGAGCGAGGAGGAGGGAGAGACGGACACAUCUGGCGGAGGAGAGGGAGGAGCAGGGGGAGGGGGCGAGGCAGGGGAGACAGGGGUGAUGAAUCCUCCCUCCCUUUAUCCGACGGUACAGUCGGCCAAUCGAGCCAUUGCCACGGCUACCCCAGCGCCAGCCCCACUGGUGCAUAUCCCUAAGGAGGGGAUUAGACACCCCCCUACUGUCUCCCCUCUACCUCCUUCUGUCUCCUCUCUACCUCCUACGGUCUCCCCUCUACCUCCUUCUGUCUCCUCUCUACCUCCCCCUGUCUCCCCUAAGAGCGCGGUGACGCGUGCCAAGUUGAUGUCACUCAACCAGGGAGGGGAACGAGUCAGGGAGGGGCCUAUCCCUGUGACAACUCCGCGUGUGCCCCACCAGCUGCCCAAUCAGCCGCCCAAUCAGCCGCGAGUGGCGCAGGUCAUUGCCAUGUCCAAGCAGCACGGACCAAUCAGCUCCUCUGCCAAGGGCUCUGACUCUGCCUCUUCUUGUGGAGGAGGGUCUUCAACAGGAAGCUCUGAGUCUCCGUACUACCGGGUCCCCUCUGACCAUGACAGCCACACCGGGAGUGUUGUCACGAUAGACGCUCACGCCCCUCAUCACCCUGUGGUCAGGGUGUCUAGCAGUGUCAGUACCGGGAGUAACGGGACCCUGGGGGCCAGAGUAACAGCUGCCGGUAACGGGACCCCCUGGGAGCGGAGGAACACCACCAGCGGGAGCGUCGGUGAGCAGGGCCAGAGGGGGGCGCUGCAGCGCCAGGAGAAAGUCUCUGCACCGGAAUAUCGGGAAUACCGAACACUUCCUGUGAAAUCAGACUCUAUCUGCUCCUCCUCUCCCAGCCAGACCGAUUCCUCCACCCUGCCUCCCCCUCCUCACCCCAUCUCCUCUCCACUCCCUCCCUUCUCUUCCUCCACCCUACCUCCGCCUCCUCAGCCCACCUCCUCCCCC
Messenger RNA from Oncorhynchus mykiss (rainbow trout), 3137 nucleotides. Its product is annotated as phospholipid phosphatase-related protein type 3. Gene Ontology annotation, cellular component: plasma membrane. Gene Ontology annotation, biological process: phospholipid dephosphorylation; phospholipid metabolic process; signal transduction. Gene Ontology annotation, molecular function: phosphatidate phosphatase activity. NCBI's taxonomy places the organism in Eukaryota, Metazoa, Chordata, Actinopteri, Salmoniformes, Salmonidae. The record is from RefSeq and is a predicted model, not a curated record.